CUCAUUCCCUUUGUCUUCCUCGCCCUCUCUGAGUCUCUCUCUCUCAGAAUCAAGAAGCCACGAAACCAUUAAUUCUUCCAUCAAUGGCUGAUGGAGAUAACACUCAAAUUGAUCGAGAAAUUCAGAAUCUUGUCAAUAAACUGAAUGAGCGCAUUGGAAAGUUAUAUCAAAAGAGGAAGGUUUUAGAGAAUGCAAAGGGAUCAGAAAUCAAAGCACUCAAGAAAGAUCGAGAUGAAGCCUGGAAACUAAAGUCCAGUCUUCUAAAUGAAUCUGGUGAUACAAGACAGGAGAUUGCUAAUGUGAAUAACUGGCUGGAUCAGAAGACACUGCUCAGUGGUGACGACCAAGAUGAGGGCUAUAAUUUCUCUGUGCUUAUUGUUGAUGAUGAUCUCACUGUUCGAGACACCAAUCGGAGACUCAUGAUGUCAGUUGAGACACAAAAGCAGCUUACAAUGGAAUUUCAAGAGGCAAAGAAUGGGAAAGAAGCUGUUUAUCUAAAUCUUGCUGGAGCUUCUUAUGAUCUCAUUCUUAUGGAAAAUCAUAUGCCCAUCAUGACUGGAAUUCAGGCAACACAGCGUUUACGCAAGAUGGGUGUUAAGAGUCAGAUUGUAGGUAUCUCUUCUGAGUCUGACCAACAAGCUUUCAUUGACGCUGGCCUCGACAACUGCAUUCAGAAGCCACUGGAUAUUGCAAAGAUCACUACAUUCCUCUCUGAUCCCAACAAGCGAAAAAGGACUGAUACAUCACAAGCUUGAGAGUUUCUGGGUCUCCUGGGCCUGUGUUGGUUUUUUUUUUUUUUUACAAGGUCCUUAAUUUGAUGUAGAUAUGAACUCUAUAAAUGAAGUUUCUGACUAGCUAGUUAUUCUAAGAAGAUAAAUACAUAGUUGUAAGAACUUAUAAUCUAAAGCUGAACAAGGAAGUGUUGCUUGCAUUAGCUUAGUAAAUGGAAUAGAGGCCAGAAGUGGUAGGAAUUGUUGGUGCUUGUUUUCAAGUUUUUGUUCUGGUGUUAACCAUUCAGCUAAUUCUU
Messenger RNA from Populus trichocarpa (black cottonwood), 1027 nucleotides. RefSeq names its product two-component response regulator 24. Bases 84 to 755 code for a protein of 223 amino acids. Lineage: Eukaryota; Viridiplantae; Streptophyta; Magnoliopsida; Malpighiales; Salicaceae. The transcript is spliced from 3 exons. Gene Ontology annotation, biological process: phosphorelay signal transduction system. The record is from RefSeq and is a predicted model, not a curated record.